Myripristis murdjan (pinecone soldierfish) is the source of this 3200-nucleotide messenger RNA. RefSeq names its product FYN-binding protein 1. Lineage: Eukaryota; Metazoa; Chordata; Actinopteri; Holocentriformes; Holocentridae. The transcript has 20 exons. Gene Ontology annotation, biological process: T cell receptor signaling pathway; integrin-mediated signaling pathway; protein localization to plasma membrane. The record is from RefSeq and is a predicted model, not a curated record. Gene Ontology annotation, molecular function: protein binding. Bases 171 to 2879 code for a protein of 902 amino acids. Gene Ontology annotation, cellular component: plasma membrane.
GGUGCGUCACGCGGCGGCACGUUUCAAUUGUUUGUAGCAGCACUCAAAUGAGAGACUGGUUUGAUUAAUCCCAUAACGUUAGCCACCGUUUUCUCAAUAACGUCGUUAUGAUUUACAAAUGUUCCAGCCACCGAAAACUGAAUGUCAGUGGAUGAAGAAAACGAGCUACAAUGGAAGAGGAGGGACCAAUCAACUUCAAAGCUCUGAGGGCAAAGUUUCAGGAGGAAGCCAUUCUGGCUCAAACCAAAACCAGCCGACCAGCUGUUGCUGAGAAGCCCAAACACCUCCCUCCUCCUGGAGGCCAUUGCAGCUCUGUGGUUAGCGGCAUCAACAUUGCAGUGGAAAACAAGACACCGGUAGUUCCCCGGGUCAUCUUCAGGGAUGGGUUACGGGCAUCAGAGGGCAAGCGCCCAAUUUCCUAUCCACCACAACUUCAGCAGAUCUCCCCACCGUCCCGGCUUGGUGGUGGAGACGGCACAACAAAGCAGUCCCUCAAAGACAGACACAUGCCUUUGGUGCUUCCAGUUCCGCCUGUAAAAGAGCAGAACACAGAGCCACCAGCUGCCAAAGAGCACAAACCAGAACCAGAGCCUCAGAGAGAAGUCCUGCCACAAACCAAAAUCAAGAAGAAAGGUUUGCUGCUUCCCUUCAAGUCAACCAAAGCGACAAAGGUCACUGUUGAAAGUAGAGAAGAGCCCACCUAUGCUGAUUUGACCAUUAGACCUGCAAGUGCUCCUGGGGAGUUGCCCUCCAUGGACAGACAGAGGCCAGAAGAUGGGAUUUCUCUCCAAGGAGACAGUUCAACCAUGGAGCGUCCCCCAUCCAGCCCAGAUAUCCCCAUCACCCCUCCUUCAACAGAAAGUGGGGAGUCUGACAACCGAAUUAGUAGCACCUUGGAGCGAGCCAAGAAGAAGUUCUCACGUCGGCAGUUGUUGAUCUACGCCAAACCCAAGAGUUUUCGUUCCACUGAUAAGAACUCCACUGACAAGGCAGCCGCUUCACCACCAAAGGAUGUUCAAAGCACUGAGCCUGAGGUCUCCAUGCCCCCACCAGUCUGUCUUCCACACCUUGCUUGUAUUUCAGCCCGUCCCUUCUUCAAAGCAAAUGGCUCUGCGCGCACGUCUACAUUGGAUAAACAGUUUUGCAAAGACAGAGUUGAACUUCCCUCUGUGAGAUGUGAUGAACCUCUUCGACCUUCUACUCCUCCCAAGAAGCCUCUACCUGACCUCAGUGCAAUCGGACCCUCGCCAGUAAAGCCCCCUAGACCUCCACGGGUAGAUCUGAGUUGUCACCGUCAAGCCGCCAUUCAGAAGGUGUCACCAGGCCUUAGCCAUGCACCAAGUGAGGAGCCAGCUUCUGAGCAAACGUCCAUCUCCAACCCUGUACUGGAUGCUCCAGAGUUUCCAGACUUUGAGAAUUCAGAGGUGGAAACUGCAGAGGGAGAAGCUAUUGAUAUCGCUGCUCUGGAGCUGGAGGCCUUCGACUUGGUCAGCUUUGAACAUCCUGGCCCAGCUGACUUUGGGGUUUCACAUUUUGGAGACCUGCAGCCUGACUUGCAAGUAUCUGAGCCUCCAGAGUCCACUAGCUUUAGCUUGAACCUCGACAGUCAGAGCUUAAUACCACCAGAUCCAGCUGGCCUCCCUGACCCACUAAACCUAUCUGAGCUGCCAGAGCCAGUGGUACCAGAGCUUUGGUCUCGGAGCGAAGAGGGGAUUGUACCUCCUCCUCCUCCUCCUCCUGAACCUCAAACUGAUUUGGCGGCUUCUGAGCUGCAGUCUGUCACAGAGGAAACAGACCAUGGUAACCAUGCAGCAUUGAAUGACACUCAGCCACAGUCAGAUGUCUGUCAGCAGGACAGCUGCUACGAAGCAUGUAAUGUGUAUGAGGAUGUCGAAAACAUCAACAAAUUCAUUUCUGGCCUGAACUCACGUAAAUGUAAAGGUGGACCAAAGAAUCCAUAUGCUGACAACCACCCAGUGAGGGAGGAGGCGCGUCUUAACAUAUGGCCCCGGAAUCCAUGGGGCAGUAUAUCAGGGGAACAUAAUCAUUCAACCCACACUCGUGUCCACAGCCCUGACACUGCUGACUAUAAAGAACAGAAAAAGAAAGAGAAGCAACGACUAGAGAAGGAGAAGAAAGAGCUAAAGGAAAGGGAGAAGAAGGAAAAUGAGAUGAAAAAGAAGUUCAAAGUAACUGGUGAGGAGGAGCCCAUGUACCAUGCCAAGGUGAUGGUGGCCAGUAAAGUUCGUAAGAACGACCUGCCUGUGAAGAGCGGGGACACAGUGAGCAUUAUCCGCACCACUAACUGCCCCAAAGGCAAAUGGCUGGCCCGAGAUGCCAACCAUAAGUAUGGUUAUAUUUCAGUGAUGAAUGUGGAGCUAAACAUCAAGGAGAUGCUGGAGCUUGGAAAAAAGGCCCAAGCAGCUGGGAGAGGAGGCAACAUGGAGGGAGAUACCAUCAGCAUUGGCAGCAGAUCCUCCAGCCAUCCCAUAAUGACAAGCAGCUUCACAGAUGAUAGCGAGGAGUGGGCAUAUGAAGACGAGACCAUCUCUCCCUCUGCUGACAGCCAUAGCUUUCAGCAGCGGACUGAUUCAAUGCCUGAGAUGUCGAGCGGCCAUACCAGUGCCCUGCACACUCUCAGCGAUGCCAACCCAGAGGACCUACACACACAGACCAGACAUGAAGCUCUGCAGAAACUCGCCAUCUUCCUCCAGCACAACAAAGAUGAAUUCAGUGACAAUGGCGAGUCAACCCCAACAAACACUGAGCCGCCAGGAUUCUUGUGUGUUGUCGAGGAGCCCCUGUAUCCUGACCAGGAAGUUGACUUCACAGACUUGGAACUCCUUCCUCCCCCUCCUCUAUAUGCUGACACCUUCUGAUCAGCUAAAACAACAAAACCCAUGACGCUGAAGAAAGCAUCAAGAAGUGGAGCCUCUGUUCUGACUGCUAUAAUUUAGUUAACACCUUUUUGUUGAGUUUGUUACUUUUUCACUUUGUUUUUUCAUGUUUUGGAGUAAUGUGUUUCUGUUAAGUCUAAACAAUGCACUAACUGAAUCACUGCCCUUUGUCCAAAGUGCAGUGACAUAAAGUUGGCACUCAACUGAUCACUUGAGGUAGCUUAUGUUUGAGCAUAACUUUCUUUUGUUUGUGUAUUGUUUGUAAAUAUGUUCAAAUGUCAAAUAAAUGUUUUUCACAUCAAU